Nymphaea colorata (pocket water lily) is the source of this 1627-nucleotide messenger RNA. Its product is annotated as xanthotoxin 5-hydroxylase CYP82C4-like. Gene Ontology annotation, molecular function: iron ion binding; monooxygenase activity; heme binding. The record is from RefSeq and is a predicted model, not a curated record. NCBI's taxonomy places the organism in Eukaryota, Viridiplantae, Streptophyta, Magnoliopsida, Nymphaeales, Nymphaeaceae. Gene Ontology annotation, biological process: defense response to other organism. The transcript has 2 exons. The coding region runs from base 2 to 1204 and encodes 400 amino acids.
UAUGGAUUCCAUCAAAUUGGUAGAGGGCUUUGCUGCUUUCCUUGCCCUUUUCUUCAUAUACCAUAUUUGGCCAAAGAAGCGGCAGGCAGAAACAAGGCACCGACCACCCCAGCCUGGCGGUGCUUGGCCGGUAGUUGGCCACCUCGGCCUACUAAGCGGAACCACUCCUCUCCAUAGAACCUUGGCUGCUCUAUCAGAGAAGCACGGCGCUCUUUUUACCCUUCAACUAGGUCGAAUGCGUGUUGCAGUACUGAGCAGCGCAGAUUUAGCCAAGGAGUGCUUCAUUACAAACGACCGAGCCUUUGCUGGUCGGCCCCCACUACAGGGCUCAAAAUGCCUCGGUUACGACCAUGCCAUGUUCGGCCUCGCCCCAUAUGGACCAUACUGGCGUGAAGUCCGCAAGAUGGUCACCAUCAAGCUGCUAUCAAACCGGCGACUUGAGCUGCUCAAGGACAUCCGAGUCCAAGAGGUGGGUUCCUUGGUGCGGGCCUUAUACCACACCUGUGGUGGCGAUCAACCGGUGGACAUGAAGUGGCGUUUCAGCACCUUCAUCGUGAACAUCAUCCUUAGGAUGGUAGCCGGAAAACUGUACGUUUUGGACAGUGAAGAAGGAUACACUGGGGACGCGGGAGAGUUAUGGAAAGUGAUAAGCGAGUUUUUUCAUUUAUUGGGAGUGCUGACAGUUACUGACGCAAUACCAUGGCUGGAGUGGCUCGAUGUGGGUGGUCACCUCAAGGCCAUGAAGAGGGUUCACAAGAAGAUGGACCGAAUUGCCUCGGCCUGGCCGGCAGAACACCAGCGGAAGAAAGUGUCUGCCGGCAGGAUAGAAGCGGAGCGAGAUUUCAUUGAUGUGCUGAUUGAAGAGUUGAAAGACAGUCGCUUGUCUGAAAAGUGCCAAACUGACACCAUAAUCAAAGUCACCAUUAUGGCUGUGGUAUCGGCCGGCACAGACACCAUAUCGGUCACCUUAGAGUGGACAGUCGCCGCUCUCCGCAACAACCGCCAGGCGCUGGAAAAAGCACAACAAGAGUUGGACAGCAACGUAGGCAGGGAAAGACGGGUGGAGGAAUCAGACAUCAAGAACUUGCCAUACUUGCAAGCUAUCCUGAAAGAGUCAAUGCGCCUGUACCCAGCGGCGCCGCUGUUCCUCCCGCAUCAGUCGAUCGAGCCCAUCCAGCUAUGUUUCAUCUUAAUGGAAAUGUAAUCUUGUAUUCUGCACACAUCCAGUGAUAAAAAACAUAAGGUAGAAGCAACAAUAGAAACAGGAACAACAGAUUUACGUGGUUCGGCACUCUCGCCUACGUCCACGGAGGAAGAAGAAGACUGCUAUUUUAUUUUUCUUUCCAUUGUUACAAUCCAAAAGAGAAAGAGGGUUUUUAUACAUGAUGAGUGAGUGAGACGAUAACCAAGAAAGCGGUUAUCGAAUCUUUUUCAAAAUAUAGAGAAGAUUUCUUUCCUUCUCUCUUGAUUAUCCACAAUCACAUUGUAACAGCAGAAUAUAGUUGAUUUGGUGUAUUGGGCAACACCAAUCUUCUUCCACAAAUCUCGCAACAAUCUCCCCCUCAAGUUGGAGGACAGAUAUCAAUCUGUCCCAACUUGUUUACAAUGCUUUGAUGCUUUUCACGUG